AUGAGUUUCUGUGUGGAUUUAGUGUCUGAGGAUUCCUUUUACGAGAAUAUAACUUUGGGUGUGACGAAGCUCCUAGAGUCGGAUCCAAGGAUUUGUAAUGUGAAUGUUGAAAGAAGGCCUCCCUGCGAUCGCGUGGCCCUCUCAACUUGGGAACAAAGGCACUCCGCGAUGCUCCCUGAUGACCUCAGGAACUUCUACGCUUCAAGCGACGGCUUCCAGCUGACCUGGCACUACAAGUACUCAGCAGACGAGGUACUGCCAGUGGGAUCUAUCAAAGUCAACGCGCUAAACGAGCUCUGCUUAUCACCAGCUCUGAAAGAUUUGCUAGACUUCUCUUUGACAAGGCAACACGCUGGUCCCAGACCCGUUCUGAAUACUAAAAGUAAAGUUUUUGAGCUGGACAGCUGUCGAACCAUCGGAAAAGUAUGCUUGGUCUACACCGGAGGCUCCUGGUCGGUGUGGCUUGCGACCAGAGAAGGAGCGUGGGGCUGGUUGGCAGAUUCCUUUACUCAUUACUUCAGAAUGGCCCUGGUACACCUUGGUCUACCUGGAUGGCAAGCUGCGUUUGCCAAUCUACCCCUCAUCCCUGNACCCCUCAUACCCUGGGCUGAGCAGUUAUUCCUGCUUCUAGCACCACAUUUGCUCGAAAAGCCAGGAACAGAACCAAACUUGAUUGCCGUUUCAAGCGAAACAGGACUCAACCACAUUGACCCAAAUAUUUUUAAAACUUCGGUGCGUCACCAUAAGAAUACAACUCGGCCAGCUAAUCAAUAGUUCUUAUCUCCAUAGUGUACAAUACAAUUAAUUAAAUCAACAAUACAAGUUAUGGCAGGAAUUUCUUCGCUAAACGGAACCAUGGUUAUGGAGCAUGAUAAUAAAUGGCGAACCAGUUUCCCAUUAGUCUUUUGACAACGUCUCUACAA
Ostrinia furnacalis (Asian corn borer) is the source of this 923-nucleotide messenger RNA. RefSeq names its product tubulin polyglutamylase complex subunit 2. Gene Ontology annotation, biological process: protein polyglutamylation. Lineage: Eukaryota; Metazoa; Arthropoda; Insecta; Lepidoptera; Crambidae. The record is from RefSeq and is a predicted model, not a curated record.